Zootermopsis nevadensis is the source of this 956-nucleotide messenger RNA. RefSeq lists its product as uncharacterized. NCBI's taxonomy places the organism in Eukaryota, Metazoa, Arthropoda, Insecta, Blattodea, Termopsidae. The record is from RefSeq and is a predicted model, not a curated record.
GAGGGAGUGAUAUUUUUAGGGGAGGAUUCUUUGGAAAAGUAUAAAAGCUGAGGAGUUUACUUGUGUCUUUGUACAGCAUCAGCAGACCUUCUUCUGGGCAAUCGAACACUUACCGAUUUCGUCAGUCACAGCUAUAGACUAUUCAUCAUGAAGGUGAUCGCUACCAUUCUGUGCCUUGUCGCUGCAGCCAAUGCUGCUGCUGUGCUACCAGUGGAAACUUCUGUGGUCAAGUCUGAUCGUGUGGGAGAUAGCUUCUCAUAUAGCAUUCUCCAGAAUCAGGGUUAUGCUUUGGGCGAUCUUGCAGCUGUCUAUCCAUAUGAGAUUAAGAGCGACAAGAUGAAACAAGUCGUCCCUGCCACUGCCUAUGCUGCCCCUGUGGAGGUAAAAUCCACUGAUUACAAACAUGUCCUCCCUGUGGCCCCACUGGAUGAAUACAAGCAUAUAUUUCCUGUGUCUCCCAUCCAGAUGAAAUCCACUGUUCUUUCUCCUGCCACUUACCUGUCAGCUGAGCCAAUCAAGAAUAUCGAGCUCAAUCGCUAUGUGCAGCCCACUUAUGUUUCUCCACUUAAGAACUUUGAGGUUAGGAGCUAUGUCCAACCUGCGACCACCGUUGUUGCUGCUUCACCUCUUAAGAAUGUUGGCUAUGUUCAGCCUUCUCCUGCUUUCGGCUACACUCAUGAUGCCGCUGUACCCAUCAGUUAUGGUGCUAGUUUUUACCCCUAUGCCACUUAUUCCUAUCCUCUCGUUAAGCCUGAGAAGGUUUAUUAAAAAGGUUUUUUAUUGAAUCCUAUAGUACCCCAAUCUUCUGUCCUUUCCUUUUAUUCUCUCAUAAUUCCAGUCAUUUGUCUGAGUGAUAUUGAUGACCCUGGCUACGACUAAGUAAAUGAUGAAUGCAUGGGAUGUGUCGUUUUUGUAGCAAAACAUAUAAAAUUAUAAAAUAGGUGUUUUAUCACCAA